Molecule: messenger RNA, 934 nt
Organism: Eutrema salsugineum
Lineage: Eukaryota; Viridiplantae; Streptophyta; Magnoliopsida; Brassicales; Brassicaceae
Exons: 3
Coding region: 115-768 (217 amino acids)
Molecular function (GO): protein-disulfide reductase activity
Source: RefSeq, a predicted model, not a curated record
GGAGCUCAAGCAAAGCACAGUUCUUCGUUGAAAGCCUGUAAUUGUUUCUUUACCGAGAAAUUGUAAACUUUUUUUUUUCUUCUUUUGAACAAAAAUGCUAAGAGGAUUUCUAGAAUGUUGAGGAGGACGCUUCGGAUUUUGAAACCCAGGUCUAUCCUGGAAGGUUCUCUCCACCGUCGAUCGGUUUCUUACUCUACUCCGUCGCCGAGAUUGUCUUCCGGAGCUAUUUCCCUUACGACGGCUGGUGCGGCGGAUAUUGGCGCCGAUGAGGCUAUUGCGUACUCGGACCCAACUGAAUCGCCGACUGCGACGCCGGUGAUGAUCCCCGGUCAACUUCAGCCACGAGUCGUCGUGUACGACGGAGUCUGUCAUCUUUGCCAUGGAGGUGUGAAGUGGAUAAUCAAAGCGGAUAAGCACAGAAAGAUAAAGUUUUGUUGCCUUCAGUCUAAAGCCGCUGAGCCCUAUCUAACAGUGAGUGGAGUCACUAAGGAAGAUGUUCAGAAGCGAUUUCUCUUUGUUGAAGGUCUCGGGUCAUACCAUCAGGCAUCAACCGCUGCACUUCGAGUGGUAUCGUACUUGCCUCUGCCAUACUCCGCACUGAACGCUUUCUCCAUAGUUCCCACUCCUCUGAGAGACUCGGUGUAUGACUAUGUGGCGAACCAUCGUUAUGACUGGUUUGGAAAAGCUGAGGAUUGCUUGGUUCUCAAAGACAAAGAGCUGCUGGAGCGAUUUAUAGACCGAGAAGAAUUCAUUGAUCGAUACUUGUGACGACCCUUGUACCGAUUUAGAGUCUGCAUAUACUGUAUAAGUAUAAGGGAAUAUGGUUAGAGUUAACUUUUCCAGGGACCAAAGCUUACGGUUUGUGUUACUUUUCUGAACAGUGAUCAUAUCAAAGAGACAAAGACUAACCCUUCCAAAGCUAAGCCGCAUAAUC